CAUGUCGACACUACUGACUCAGGCAUUCUUUUCCUCUAUUGAUCGAGAAGCAAGGUGCACGGCCCUAAUGGAAUGCUCAUACUAGGCGUUGCUUCCAUGGGUAAUUGAAAGGCGGCAGGGUGAGACAAAGGGAUUUACUGCGUAGCAACGACUAACACCCCUGUGGCUGUGUCUUCGAGAGGAGACCAGCUGUCAGGAACAAGGUUGGCAGGGAACUGGAGGUACCGGAGACGUGGCUUUACACAAAGAACUAUCUCAUCCCAACACGGCAGCAACCACGGCUGGCAGUGACCAGGAAGAGCAAGAGGAGGCUAGGAGCACCAUGCCAGAGGAGGCCCUGGACGGCGACACAGAGGGAUGGAGCCGGGAUGAAAAGGAGAGUGAGGAGGCAUCAGACAUCACCAGGAAGAAAAGCAGUGACAGUGAAGUGGAGACAAGCAAUGAGAACUUGAAAGAUGUACGCAUGAAAUACGAACUAGUUGACUUUGAUGAGGUCAAGGAGGGAGAUGAUGAAGAUGAUGAUGAUGAUGAUGAUGAUGAUGAUGGUGAUGAUGAUGAUGAUGAUGAUAAUGAUUACAGUGAAGGUGAAGAUUCCUGGUUCAAUAGGGUGCAAAAGAGACGGAAUGAGGAGGAGAAGGACUAUGCAUGGCUAAGAGUGAUUGACAAGGAGAAUUACCUGAAGGUGAUGGUCCCAGUGUACCUGCUGCUGGAAGUCAGAUCAGCAUCUUCCCUUCAAGUGCACCAUGUCAGACUAGCCGUGUCUCACCUGUCCAGAAUGUGGCCAUGGUGGAAAGUAGGUGUGAGGCACCGAGGGCAGGAGAGAACCCCUUGGCUGUGUGUGGCACCAACCCAGCGACCAACUCUGCAGUUGUCUGGUGUUGACGAUGAUGAGGAUGAGGAUGAGCUGUGGGAUUUGGUGGACCAGCAGCAGUGGAGACACACCAAGAUAGCAGAGGGAAUGCUGUCCUCCAUCACACUCAUCACCCACCCCCGCCUGUCAGCUGCUGCUGCUGCUGUUGCUGCUGCUCCUCAUGCUCACAGAAAUGAAGACAUAGUUCCUGAUACAAGUGGCAAUCCUGGCAACUUUGUCCCCAGCACACCUGGCACAGCGGAACCCAAUGAGGCCCAGGUGGAUGGCAUGCCAGACCUGCCACACAAAGUCUACCUCAUGUUGGGCAUCCCGCGUCCCUUUGUGGAGGACGUCACUGCUGAGGUGAUCUGUCGCACUCUUGUCACCCUGCUUGAUGAUGUCCUGGCAGGGAGGAUACAGGAGGAACACAAGGUGGUGCAGGAGUCCACAAGUCCAGGGAAGGAUGCAACAGAGGUGGGAGGUGCCAGCCUGGAGUCCUGGCUGGCGGAGCGGCUGGAGGUGGUGGUGGAGGUGAAGGGUGAAGGAAGUGAAAGCAACACUGACCCUGACACUGGACGUCCCCAGGGGGAGGAGAAUGAGCAUGACAGCCGGGGGUAUGUGCAGAGAGCCUUCGACUCAGUCACCAGCCGAAACUUCAUCAACAGGUGCAAGGCAGAGAGGGUGAGCUACGUGAAUGGCUUUGCCACCUGUGUGAGCACCGCGGCAGCUGCUUUCCUGAUGGCAGCCACUGUAGAGGCACGGGGGGAGCAGCGGCAGCAGGUGGUGACAAGGCAGCGGGUGUGUGAACACCUGCGCUGGCCGGCUGCUCCCCUGGACUGGCAUGAUGAGGAUCCAGAUGAGGAGCUUCCAUCAGACCCGUCAAGCAGACCGCCAGGUGUCACCAUCACAGCGCCCACCGGGGAGGACAACUCUGUAUUCUGGGAAGCAGCCAGAUGUGUCAGCCAGCAGCGUUGGGGUGCCCCAGCUGGUGGCAAGAAAGGAGCUGCACUGCACAUCCUCCAUGGCCUUGCUGGCGAGGACAGUGAGGAUGACAUACCCCUGCAACGGUACCCCAUGGUGAGCCUUCGCCUUUGUGAUAUUCAGAAAGACGAGGGCUGUGUCCCCUCUGUGCAGCGGGCUGGUGAUGUGGUGGGGCUUGGGCCACACUCCCUCUCCCCACUACGGCACUUCCUCAUCACGCACACCGUCAACCUGCAUCUGGAGGAGGGCACUCAGGUCCUCAGCUUCUCCCUCCACCACUCCACUCUCUUUCUCUCCCCAGGAACUGGGAAAAAGUUUGCUGAUGAGAUCGAGACAGCUCUGAAGAACUCCUUGAGGCAGCGGUGAUGAGGCGGGGCCCUGCUGGUCCUUGCUGGUCCCCACUGGUCUCCACAGCUCACGUGUGCAGUAGAUCACAAAUGUGCCAACUUAUUGAGGAUGUAAAGAUGUAGAAGUGAUAAUAGCAAAAUUAUUUGAUUUAUAAUUUGAGAAAUGCUUAUUAGUUGUGUAACAGAGUCGCCAGAGGGCAAGCACUGCAAGGCUUAGGUGUGAGGCCCUACAGGCUGGCGGCAGCUUCUGUGAUAUUAUGGAUUAAAUUGUGCAUGUCUCAAUCAGGGACAUUAAAGACUCCUAAACAAACAAAUUAGAGAAUCUCUCUCUCUCUCUCUCUCUCUCUCUCUCUCUCUCUCUCUCUCUCUCUCUCUCUCUCUCUCUCUCUCUCUCUCUCUCUCUCUCUCUCUCUCUCUCUCUCUCUCUCUCUCUCUCUCUCUCUCUGUCUCUCUCUCUCUCUCUCUCUCUCUCUCUCUCUCUCUCUCUCUCUCUCUCUCUCUCUCUCUCUCUCUCUCUCUCUCUCUCUCUCUCUCUCUCUCUCUCUCUCUCUCUCUCUCUCUCUCUCUCUCUCUCUCUCUCUCUCUCUCCUCUCUCUCUCUCUCUCUCUCUCUCUCUCUCUCUCUCUCUCUCUCUCUCUCUCUCUCUCUCUCCUAGUCAGUGAUGAGAAUUAAUGAGAGGCCUUGCUGGGCAGUGUGGGUGUGAGUGCAUCAGAUGCCUCCACCACUGCGUUGUGAGUUCAGUGUGUCACCCCUUUGAUGGUAUGGUGUGGUGUGGUGUGGUGUGGUGUGGUGGAGUGGUGAGGACAGUGUGAUGGACUAUUUUUAUGACGUGAUGACGUGAAGCCUUAUUGGAGCCGUGCCGUUUUUUCACAGUGGUGCUGUAUUAAUCAUGUGAACUGAAUUUACUUAUUAUUAAAAGUACUCAUAAAAUAAAAAAAAAUUUAAUAUAAUGUA
Molecule: messenger RNA, 3132 nt
Organism: Scylla paramamosain (green mud crab)
Lineage: Eukaryota; Metazoa; Arthropoda; Malacostraca; Decapoda; Portunidae
Exons: 4
Coding region: 323-2197 (624 amino acids)
Source: RefSeq, a predicted model, not a curated record